Molecule: messenger RNA, 889 nt
Organism: Syzygium oleosum
Lineage: Eukaryota; Viridiplantae; Streptophyta; Magnoliopsida; Myrtales; Myrtaceae
Product: classical arabinogalactan protein 9-like
Exons: 2
Coding region: 1-642 (213 amino acids)
Cellular component (GO): plasma membrane
Source: RefSeq, a predicted model, not a curated record
AUGGAUCGCCUCCGCCGUGCCCUGCUGCUGCUCGGGCUCAUCUGCAUUGCCGCCGCCGUAGCCUCCGCUCAAGGCCCCGCCGCCCCCCCCACCGCCACCCCCGCUCCCCCCACGCCUACCGCCCCCACCACCUCCCCGCCCCCCACCACCACCACCUCCCCCCCUCCCGCCGCGACGUCCCCGCCCCCGGCGACCGCCCCUCCCCUCCACCCCGCCCCCGUGGCCGCACCUCCCCCACCACCCCGCCGCCGGCCACCCCGCCUCCCGUCAGCGCCCCCCGCCGGCGACCCCUCCUCCCGCCACGCCACCUCCCGCCACCCCUCCCCCGCCACCCCACCUCCCGCCACCCCCCCCGCCUCCCCCCGGCCACGCCGCCCCCGGCCGUCCGCCGCCAGCCCCCUCGCGUCCCCGCCGGCCCUCGCCCCCGCUCCGGGCCCCGCGAAGAAGCCGACGUCUCCGGCGCCGUCCCCGGCGCUGCUGAGCCCUCCGUCGCCGCCGACGGUGGCUCCCGCGCCGAGCCUCACCUUGGGGGCUCCAGGCCCGUCGCAGAGUGAUCAGAGCGGGGCAGAGAAGAUCUUGUCAGUGCAGAGCAUGGUGGGUGGCUUGGCUUUGGGCUGGGCUCUCAUGGGGUUGCUACUCUAGAGCUAUAUGAUCUACACUUCAUGAUUUAGUUCUAUUUACUCCUGUCUUCAUACUGUGUUAUUUACCAUCUUUGAUGGGACUCUACUACAUGUAUUUUGAGCUCUUUUUGCUGUAUUUUUUUUGCACACAUUUGAGUUGGGAUUCUUUGGGAGAGAUUUUUGAGGGGGGAGGGUUCUGUUGUUGAGGAGAUUUGUUAAUUGCAUGGGCUUGUUAAUUAGCAAAACCUCUUUCUCUCUUGCUCUGUUCA